AUCCGAUUCACCAUAAUGAUUCUUCAGAGCGUGCACGUGCUUUUAGUUGUCAACUGAGUUCGGCAGACAUGUCCCAACAGAUGUCAUUUAAAGACCUGAUGAAAGUGUUAGGGCUGGGAGCCGUAGCUUUCGUUCUGGGGGUGGAGUGGCUAAACUGGCUGACGCGGCAUCUGAGAGACUCUCACGGGCCCCUGAAAGAAGUUCUGUUCUUCCCUUCACCCCAAGUCUGCGUUGAGCACCUGUUCACACGCCGUAAACGUUUCCCCUGCGCAUGUCCCCUUCCCCAUGGGGUUGAGACGUCCUUCUCCAGGCUGCUCGGACAUCUCCUCUCUGCACGUAUGUCACUGGACCUGUGUGUGUUCUCCUUCUCUCACAUGGAGCUGAGCAGGGCGAUUCUCCUGCUGCACAAACAGGGAGUCGUUGUACGAGUGGUUACGGACAGAGACUACAUGACCAUCACUGGAUCUCAGAUCGGCACCGUCCGUAAGGCAGGCAUCCGUGUGAGGCACGAGAUGAGCGCAGCUGUUCAUAUGCACCAUAAGUUUGCAUUAGUGGACGGCAGGAAAUUGAUCACUGGCUCCCUCAACUGGACCCUAACCGCAGUCCAGAGCAACAAAGAAAACGUCAUGGUUACGGAGGAGCUGGAGCUUGUGCGGCCCUAUCAGCAGGAGUUUCAGAAGCUGUGGGAGGCCAGUGAUCCAGCCAAUCACAAACCUCAAUGCACCAAUGGGCAGCUACAUUGAUAGGCUUUACAUUUACUUCUUUUUCUUUACAGUUUACAUUACACAGUUCUACACAGAGGAGUUUAUUUUAUUUGUUAGAUUACUUUUAGAAUUCGAAAGCUAGUUUUCUUUCUUCUGAUUGUUUGUCAGCCUCUUAGUGACAAUUUCAGCACCUUUAGGUUUUUUCCAGU
This is a messenger RNA of Sinocyclocheilus anshuiensis, 913 nucleotides long. Its product is annotated as mitochondrial cardiolipin hydrolase-like. The transcript has 5 exons. Lineage: Eukaryota; Metazoa; Chordata; Actinopteri; Cypriniformes; Cyprinidae. Gene Ontology annotation, cellular component: mitochondrion. The record is from RefSeq and is a predicted model, not a curated record. Bases 69 to 743 code for a protein of 224 amino acids. Gene Ontology annotation, molecular function: RNA endonuclease activity producing 5'-phosphomonoesters, hydrolytic mechanism. Gene Ontology annotation, biological process: piRNA processing.